AUGGGAGUACCGGCUUUUUACAGGUGGCUUGCAGAUCGGUACCCGCUCUGUAUUGUGGACGUGGCUGAGGAAGAGCCCAGGGAGGAUAAAAAUGGGGUGUCAAUACCUGUUGAUUUAUCUAAGCCUAAUCCUAAUGGCGUAGAGUUUGAUAAUUUGUAUUUGGAUAUGAAUGGUAUUAUUCAUCCCUGUUUUCACCCUGAAGGCAAGCCUGCACCUACCACGUAUCAUGAUGUAUUUAAAUCAAUAUUUGAUUACAUUGACCACGUUUUCUCUUUAGUUCGCCCACGAAAGCUCCUUUUCUUGGCAAUUGAUGGAGUGGCUCCUAGAGCUAAAAUGAACCAGCAAAGGUCUCGUCGUUUCAGGGCUGCGAAAGACGCUGCAGCGGCUGAAGCUGAAGAAGAAAGAUUGAGGCAAGAGUUUGAACUUGAGGGGGCAAAUUUGUUGCGUAAAGAGAAGCCCGAAACAUCUGAUUCUAAUGUCAUCACCCCUGGCACUGAAUUUAUGGCAGUGCUUUCUGUGGCCCUUCAAUAUUAUAUACAAUGUAGGUUGAACCGCAAUCCCGGCUGGCGCUUUACAAAGGUUAUCCUGUCUGAUGCUAAUGUUCCUGGUGAGGGAGAGCACAAAAUUAUGUCCUACAUUCGAUUACAACGGAAUCUUCCUGGCUUUGAUCCAAAUACCAGGCACUGUUUAUAUGGUCUGGAUGCAGAUCUGAUCAUGUUAUCUCUAGCUACACAUGAAGUCCAUUUCUCAAUAUUGAGGGAGGUGAUCACUCUGCCCGGCCAGCAGGAAAAAUGCUUUCUCUGUGGUCAAGCUGGUCAUUUGGCUGCGGAAUGUCGGGGGGACCAAUCUCACGAUGCAAAUGGGAAGUUGUUAAAUGACAUUCCCAUUCAUAAGAAGAAGUAUCAGUUUCUCAACAUCUGGGUACUGCGAGAAUAUUUGAGAUAUGAUAUGGAGAUUCAGAACCCUCCAUUUAAGAUUAACUUUGAAAGGCUGGUGGACGACUUUGUGUUUUUAUGUUUUUUUGUUGGCAACGAUUUUCUUCCUCAUAUGCCUACCUUAGAAAUUAGAGAGGGUGCCAUUAAUUUGCUCAUGUUUGUUUAUAAAAGGGAAUUCACAGCCUUGGGUGGUUAUCUUAUUGAUGCGGGUGAGGUUUUCCUAGAUCGAGUAGAGCGCUUUGCUCAAGCAGUUUCCAUCUAUGAAGAUCAAAUCUUUCAAAAGCGAACUCGAAUACAGCAGGCAUAUGAGAAUAAUGAAGAGAUGAAACUUAAAGCAAGAGGAGAAGUUAAUGUAGAGCCACGGGCAUCAGCAACUGACAAGGUGAAACUGGGGGAGCCUGGGUACAAAGAAAGGUAUUAUUCUGAGAAAUUUGGUAUAUCAGAGCCGGAAAAGAUUGAUGAAGUUAGAAUGGAAGUGGUUUUAAAGUUCGUGGAAGGAUUAUGUUGGGUUUCCCGCUAUUAUUUCCAAGGUGUAUGCUCCUGGCAAUGGUACUAUCCGUAUCAUUAUGCUCCAUUCGCAUCUGAUCUUAAGGGCCUCUCUGAUUUAGAGAUACUGUUUUCUCCUGGGAAGCCAUUUAAACCCCUUGAUCAGCUUUUAGGAACCUUGCCUGCUGCAAGUUCUAGUGCUCUCCCUCAAAAGUACAGGGGAUUGAUGACGGAUCCUUCGUCCCCUAUUUAUGACUUCUACCCAACUGAUUUUGAACUUGACAUGAAUGGAAAGCGUGCCGCAUGGCAGGGUGUUGCCAAAUUACCAUUCAUUGAUGAGAAUAAAUUGCUUGCGGAGACGAAGAAGCUUGAGGACACCUUGACGGAGGAAGAACAAUUUCGGAAUAGCGUGAUGUUUGAUUUACUAUAUGUCCAUCCUCUUCAUCCUUUGGCUGCCAAAAUUACCUUGUAUUAUCAUCUUUCUGACAUAGAGAAGUCGCCAUGGAUAAUUGAUACGAAUGCCAGUGGUGGAAUGAAUGGAUAUUUUUGGUUGACCAAGCGGAAUGGGUUGAAACAAGUAGUUCCUUCCCCAAUCAAUGAAUUGGAAGACAUUAUGGAUAAUCAAGUUCUAAAUGUUACCUAUCUUUAUCCAACUCCACAUGUACACAUCCCAGAGCCUCCUAAAGGUGCAGUCCUACCCGAAAAGGUUGUGAGACCUACGGACAUAAAACCGUUCCCCAUACUAUGGCACGAAGACAAUGGUAGCAGGCGUAUGCUAGGCAGAGACAGGCCACAAGCAUCCGGCGCAAUAUCUGGUCCUACAUUGGGAGGAGCUGCUUAUCGUCUGGUUCAUAACACACUGAACAUUAAAUCCAAUCACACAGACUAUGGAAUUUCAGAGCAGGCAGCUUAUCGCAAUGCGAAUGGCAACCGUGUAGCGAACAGACCGAGGCCAGCUGGACCGCCUGGCUACGAAAGGGGCUUUUCCAAUGGAACAUCUUAUCAUAAUUCUUCAAACCAUCAACAAAACAAGCCUAGAACAUCUGGUCAAUCUGGGUAUGACCGGGGAGCUGGUCGAAAUGUGGAAGGAAGAGGUUAUUUGGAUGAUCCGAAUUUUCUACAUGGAAAGUUCAAUCCUCGAGGACCAAUGGAAGGUGCUAGAUAUGGUCUCUCCUCCAACAAUGUACAAAACAGGCAAAAUUUCAAGAUGCAACCAAGUCAGGAGCUAUAUCAUGAUUUAAGAAAUGGCAUUUAUAAUUUGACUACAGAAGAUGGUGACGGAACGAGGCCACCAAAUUCAGGUUCAGACUUGAGCAAAUCCCACUCUAGGAACCUGCUCGAAGUUGGAAAUGGAGAUCUUGGGUACCAGUGGGCUGCUUGUGUAUUGGUUUCUCUGGGAAAGUAUAUCAUAUGGAGUGAUGGAGAAGUGUUGGAGAGUUUUAAGUCCAGCCUUCGUUUUACUAUAAUAUUCCAGGGAUACGAUGCAAUUAUGCAGCAAAGACUUUUCAGGGAUGUGGAUUUCUAUGUUUUUGGGUCCACACGUUUUAUAUAG
This is a messenger RNA of Fraxinus pennsylvanica, 2973 nucleotides long. Lineage: Eukaryota; Viridiplantae; Streptophyta; Magnoliopsida; Lamiales; Oleaceae. The record is from the annotation of a GenBank genome assembly.